This is a messenger RNA of Corylus avellana, 4374 nucleotides long. Its product is annotated as putative disease resistance protein At4g19050. Gene Ontology annotation, molecular function: protein binding; ADP binding. The record is from RefSeq and is a predicted model, not a curated record. Lineage: Eukaryota; Viridiplantae; Streptophyta; Magnoliopsida; Fagales; Betulaceae.
AAACAAACACUCUCAUCAAUCUCUCUACUGUUUGCUUUCGGUUCAUAUCCAGCGAAAACGUACCAGCUAUGGCCUCGAGGGAAGAAUAUAAAAAGACAAUAGUAGAUUAUCUGAAGGAUGAAAAAGUGAAAAGAAUUGUUCUGACUGGGGCUGCUGGAGUAGGGAAAACAUGGAUUGCAAAUGAGAUACGCCAUUUAUGUAGUGAUGGGAGCCAGGCGGGGUUAUCUUACACGCCCAUUUGGGUGCCUUUGAACCAGCGAGGAGAUUAUAGCAAGCCUAAUCUUCUUCGCAGGUAUCUUUAUGAGAUUAUUGCCCGUGAGUUGUCCCGAAAUUCCACUGCUGAGGAGUUGGAUGAUACUGCUAGUAAGGAGGAGGAUGAGCCAAAGGAGGAAAGCCUGGACCUGAUGAAAGACAGGAUAUCCGCGCUCGCGGCCGCUAAGCUUCAACCAAUGAAAUCUGAUGAAAACAAGUUUCUUCUAAUUCUGGAUGGUGUUCCUGACACAUUGGAUGAAGCUCCAAUCAUGACAGAAUUAGAGGCCCUUCGUAAGCCCAGCUUCAUGGCCAUGGGAACAGCUUUGUUCAACAAGGUUUUAAUCACCCGUAGAUCAAAAGAGGUGGUGACCAAGGAAGUGGGCGAGACCAAGGAGAUGAUCGUGAAAAAAGCCAACGACACCAAACCCUUGCCUGAUCAGGAGGAAAAGGCUAAGAAUAUUACUGCUGCCGAUCAAACACCUGCCACAGAAAAAGCCAACGACACCAAACCCUUGUCUGAUGAAGAGCGUAAAGUGAUCGAGAUCCAACCCUUGUCUGACGAAGAGGGUUGGGCGCUAUUCCAAGACAAAGUCACUGAAAAGGUGGUUAAUAAGCAGAUCACUGAUUUUGAAAAACAUGCCAAAGAUUUUAUCAAAAAGAGCAACCGUUUACCAGCUGCGAUCAUUGUGAUAGCAGAAGCAUUGAAAUGCAUUGCGGAGCGGGAGCAGGAGCGCGAUUCCGCGAUUAAUCUGACGUUGGAAGAUGCCCUGAAAAAAGCAGCCACCCGCCUGGAGAAGCCCGACGGCUCUUGGCAUAGCCCGCGCUUCUUUCAGAAACCUGGCAGAGUUCAUUACAACGAGCUCAUAGCUUGCUGGAUAUUGGAAGGAAAUAUUGUAGGUGCCGUUGACGGUGUGGUCCGUGUGGAGGAGGCAUAUAACGUCGGACAUAGUGUUCUGAUGAAGCUCGUAGAUCUCCAGAUGCUGAAAAUGCAUGAUGAUAACACAAUUUCCAUGGAAGAGUUGGCAUUUACAGUUCCUGAUUGUCUCGGGACUGAUCUGCGAUGGGAUAAUAAUGUGUUCAAGAAAGACGAUUGGUACAAAGGGGCGACGUCGAGUCUGCGAUGGGCUGAUGUGUUUGAGCAAUUAGGCGAUUGGCGAGGUGGGCGGGAUGGAUCGAGUCUGGGAUUGGCUAGCGUGCUUGAGGAUGGCGAUUGGCAGGGGUUCAGGAGAAUCACACAGAUGGGUGGCAUGAUAAAAACAACGACCAGUAGCCCUGAGAGAUGGGACAAAGUAUACACGCUACUCAUUGAUGGAAGGCGUCUCUACAGAGAAGUUGCGGAUAAAUUCUUUGAGCCAAUGAAGCGACUCCAGGUUCUUGCCAUUUUUAAUCCUACAUUCAAAUCACUUCCCAAAAGCAUAUCUGAAAUGGGCGAGCUUCGUCUGCUCGUGCUCAGAGGAUGUGAUCCGUUGGAGAACAUUGAUCCCAUCAAAGACCUCGAGUCAUUAACGGUUCUGGAGAUAUCUGGUGCUGCCUCCUUGAAGGAUAUUCCGGGUGAUCUUUUCCAGAAAUUGAGUCAACUUCGAAGCCUCAAAAUCUGUGCACCCCAGAUAAAAGAGCUGCCUCCUAUCUCCCACAUGACUGAACUCCGUUGGCUCAUCCUAAGCGACUGCUCAAGCUUGCAAAGUCUGCCAAAAAUAAGGAAACUUACAAAGCUCCAGAUUGUUGAUCUCUCUGGCGCUUCCGAAUUGGCAAAAUUGGAAGGCAGAGCCUGGAAAUCACUUGAGAAUCUCCGAAGGCUUGACGUCUCCCGAACCAAGAUUUCCCGCUUGCCAAUCCUCGGCACACUUACAAAUCUUACUACACUCGCAUUAAGCCGCUGUGAUCACUUAGCGAGACUGCCCAAACUAGUUGGCUUGUCCAACCUCCAAAUUCUGGAUCUUUCGGGUGCUUUGAUGCUAAAGGAAAUCCCAGACGAAUCCUUGCAACAUAAGGCAAGCCUCAAGAUCCUAGAUCUCUCUCAAACUGCCAUCCCUCUUUUUCCUUCCAAUUUAGCCAGCCUCUCUCAUCUUGAGUUGCUUGAUCUUUCUGGUGCCACUAAGUUGGUGAAACUGGAAGACAAAACCUUCGAAAAGCUGAGUUGCCUCCGUCAUCUUGAUCUCUCCAAAACCAAUAUUGAAAAUCUGCCUUCACUUUCCAAGCUUGAUAACCUCGAAGUUCUUAAUCUUUCUGGUUGUAGUGCUUUGACAAAAAUAGGAGAUCAAUCUUUUGAUCACAUGACCCGCCUUCAGCGCCUCCAACUCUCUGAAACUAAGAUUGAAUUCCUGCCGUCCCUUUCCAAACAUGUCAACCUCCGUCAGCUCUUGCUAAGAAGCUGUACCAGCCUAAAACAACUUCCAUCUCUGGAAUCUCAGUUGAAACUUGAGGAGCUCGAUUUAUCUGGUGCACAGCUUCUGAAAGAAACUAAUGUUGACUUCUUGAAGAAUAUGAACAACCUUCAGCUUCUCAACCUAUCAGGGACAGGUCUCACGUUACCUUCCCUCUCCAGUCUCACCAACCUCACCCAGCUUUCCCUCGGAGGUUGUGUACUCUCAGAAUCGGAGCCAAAUUUUGGAGGACAUACAAAGCUGGAGGUUCUGGAUCUUUCGGAGAUCACAAAGAUUACUUCUCUAGCCUCCCUUGCAAAUCUUACCAGUCUCCGGGAGCUUAAGUUAAGAGGCUGUUCGGGCUUAAAGGAGCUGCCAGAUCUGAAAUCGGGGGAGCUGCCAGAUCUGAAAUCGACGAUCCAUUUGGAGGUUCUUGAUCUGUGGGGGACCGGAAUCAAAGCUUUUCCCUAUGUGAUCUCAGAAUUGACGAGUUUAAAGCACGUUGAUCUGCCAGACAUGAAGGAUGUUCAAAAUCUUGAUUGGGGGAAGAUAAAUCGCCUGCCGGAGGAGGUAAACUGGGUUGAGUGCGGCAUCCUCAAGCACUGUAAAAACGGGCCUUGCAUAUCUAUGAGUGCUACCCAACUUUCUGAAAUUCUCAAGGAACAAGCGAAUCUCGACAAAUUUCACAUCUCUGUGUCCGCCCCUCUUAAGGAGGAAGGUGGUGCUAGAGAUAUCGAUUGGCACAGAAUUGACCCUUCCUUGAGAAAUAUCUACCUGCAGAAGUUUUCUGUUCCUGAGGAUCAUGGAGGGUUUCUGGAAAUUGUUGGAUUCGAUAGAUUUCCUGAUGGUAUCGAGGGUGGCAUCGUAAAAGCAGAGUACAUUGCUUUGAUUCGCAACAAGUUCAUGAAAUCCUUGUCAGACUUGGCUGCGAAGGCAAUUAAGGAGGGCGUGAGCGUGAGCGUGACGGCAAUGAAAGGCUGCACGCUGGAGAAGUGCACCGAAAUGGAGACCAUUUUUGGCGGAGAAGAGAGAGAAGUGAAAAUGAGGGGAAAUCUAGAGACUCUGAGGGCGUCAAACCUUCCAAAGUUGAAGAAUGUCGUCUCCAAUGGGAAGGAGAAAGUUGGAGGGUUUGAAAAGCUUAGAGAGUUAUAUAUGGAUUGUUGCCCAUUGCUGGAAGUUGUGUUUCCAUCAUCCCAGCUGCCAGAAAAUCUUGAAAUCCUCGAAAUCAAAUUCUGUGAUAAAUUGAAGACUCUGUUUGGUUCUGAAGCAGCGACAGAAUAUAAACUGCAGAAAUUGAAGAAACUGCAUCUCGUGGAACUGCCAGAGUUAACCAGCAUUGGAGUGCCUAGGUCGACUAUAUUUCUAUCUUUGGAGUUAGUCAAAUUCAGGAAAUGCCCCAAGUUGAUGAACAACUUAAACGAACUUCUUGAAUGCGGAGCAGGAUUCAAAAUUGAACAGUAUUGAUCGAUCCAGGUUGACUGCUGCCAUCUCUACAGAUUUCAGUGACUUGAGCUUAUAUAUAUAUAUAUAUAUAUAUAUAUGCAUGCCAUCUCGGAUUACCGGGAGUAUGUGUGUUUGUGUGUUAGUUUGGAAGUCCUUUUUUUGUUUUUUCGUUUGUUUGUUUGUUUGUUUUUGGUGUGAAAUAAGUACUUGUGAGGAGAGAAGAAUGGUUGUGUGUGUGUGUGUGUUUGAGUCCUAUAUUUUGUAAGCUCUAUACGUGUCGGUUUGUAAACUCUAUUAAUUAAGCCAAGUCUUGGAA